This is a messenger RNA of Cavia porcellus (domestic guinea pig), 18087 nucleotides long. RefSeq names its product membrane bound O-acyltransferase domain containing 4 (gene Mboat4). Bases 201 to 1937 code for a protein of 578 amino acids. Gene Ontology annotation, molecular function: serine O-acyltransferase activity. NCBI's taxonomy places the organism in Eukaryota, Metazoa, Chordata, Mammalia, Rodentia, Caviidae. Gene Ontology annotation, cellular component: endoplasmic reticulum membrane. The record is from RefSeq and is a predicted model, not a curated record. Gene Ontology annotation, biological process: peptidyl-serine octanoylation; lipid modification. The transcript has 4 exons.
UCUGUCCCUCCUACUGGAUGUAGCUUUUCGGCUUUCCUUUACGGGGGAGGAUUCCUCCUUCCAGGCCCUGGGCCACUGCUGGGCGAGCUCGUUCCCGAUGGUUAAACGCUGUCCCCGUCUGGCUGGCGUUCUCACAUUGUACCAUUACUGAGCUUCACACUUAACGUUCCUUAAUUAUCCUCUGCGGAGCGUCACCCUUCAUGUUCCCUCGACUGUGCGCCACGCCCAUUGCAUUCCCAGUCUUGAACCUAAAACAUCCAGAACAGGAGCUGUCCAUUACUAACCCUACCUUCCUCCAAUUCGUCGCCCUUUCAAGUCUCCAUCUCAGCAAUAGAAUCCACCUACACCCAGCUGUUCAGUCCAGACUCGGAGACAUCCUUGGCACGUGUCACCUCAUGCAUGUAAUUCAUUUGCAAGCUCUGCCCGUCCUACCUCUGGGCCUCAUUCUUCAACUUUAUGCGAUUUACCACCUCGAGUGUAACCACAGCCACAGCGUCUUUCGUCUGCUCCUUCCGUGCUCUACGCUAAAAUCAUACCCAAAAAUGUUUCUCAAAGUUGGACAAGUGGACCCCCACCUCUCAUUCCAGCACACUGAAGCUACCAGAAUGAUAGUGCCCUUGUCCCGCUUCAUAAUGGAUUGGAUCGAGCUGUUCUUCCUCCAUCCUGUGUCAUUUUAUCAAGGGGCUGCUUUUCCUUUUGCACUUCUGUUUCAUUAUCUCUGCAUCUGGAAUUCAUUUUCUACUCAAGCCAGAUACCUUUUUCUCCUGACUGGAGGAGUUGUGCUGGCCUUUGCAGCCAUGGGUGUCUAUGCCAUGUUCAUCUUCAUCCCUGCGGUCUGUGCUGUGAUUCUGGUCUUCUCGCUCGGCCCACAGGAUGUCCACAGAUGGACUUUCUCCUUUCAGAUGAGCUGGCAGACCCUGUGUCACCUGGGUCUGCACUACACGGAGUACUAUUUGCAAGAGCCUCCUUCCCCGAGGUUCUGCAUCACUCUUUCUUCCCUCAUGCUGUUGACCCAGAGGGUCACAUCCCUCUCUCUGGACAUUUGUGAGGGGAAAGUGGAAGUAGCAACAGUAGGCAUCAGGAGCAGGAGCUCUUUGUUUGAGUAUCUGCAUAAGGCCCUGCCCUAUUUCAGCUACUUGCUCUUUUUCCCUGCUCUGCUGGGAGGCCCUCUGUGUUCCUUCCAGAGAUUUGAGGCUCACGUUCAAGGAUCCAGCUCUUUGUGUGGCUGCUGUUUCUGGGGUCUGAUCUGGAGAGGCCUGCAGAUUCUUGGACUGGAGUGCCUAAAAGUGGUCCUGAGAGGUGUGGUAAGUGCAGGAGCAGGACUGACUAACUGCCAGCAGCUCGAGUGCGUUUAUGUUCUGUGGUCCACGGCUGGGCUCUUCAAAGUCGCUUACUACGCCCAGUGGAUCCUGGAUGAUUGCCUCCUCCACGCAGCCGGCUUUGGGUCUGAGUCUGGCCAGAGCACUGAUGAAGAAGGAUAUGUCCCUGACGUGGACAUCUGGACCCUGGAAACUUCCCACAGGGUGUCCCUGUUCACAAGAAAGUGGAACCAGAGCACAGCCCGGUGGCUGCGCCGGCUGGUGUUCCAGCAGAGCAGGGAGUGGCCACGAGUACAGACCUUUGCCUUCUCGGCCUGGUGGCACGGGCUGCAUCCCGGACAAGUAUUUGGCUUCCUGUGCUGGGCUGUGAUGGUGGAAGCUGAUCAUCUGAUUCACGCCUUCGCCAGCUCAUCUAUCAGAUCCUGGCCCAUGAGGUUACUCUACAGAGCUCUCUCCUGGGCCUACACCCAGCUCCUUGUUGCCUACAUACUGCUGGCUGUGGAAGGCAGGAGCCUCUCUUCUCUCUGGUCUCUGUGUAAUUCUUACAGUAGUGCCUUUCCUGUGGUAUACUGUAUUUUGCUUUUUUUAUUAAUGAAGAGAAAGCACAAAGUUGAGUGACAUCUAUCCUUGUCUUUCAUUUUAUCCACCCAUGACUGAUUUAGAAAUUGAGAUGUAUUGCACUGUUGCAAUACAUCAACUUUUCCAUAAUAAAGUUUUGUACAUAUUGGAUGCAUACACCAAUGAUAUGAUAAAGACUUAUCAUAAAAAGCAUCUGUCUACUUUAACAAGCUAUUCUGCUGCUACUGGGGCUGUGAAACACAAACCCAAGGUUUCUCCCCUUUGAGUUUAUUUUUCUAGGUGUGGAUGCAAAGUUUAAGUAAAGUAAUAUAUAAAACACGAGAGGGCUGAGGACAUAACUUGGUAGCAGAGCACAUGCUGAGCACGAACUAGGCCCUGGUUUCUAUCCCCAGCACUGUAAAAACAAAACAAAAAACAACACAAGGUACUGUGAGCCAUGUGGGAAAUGGUAUAUAUAUCCAAAAAUUGUCCAGUUGGCCAUUCUGAUCCUGGAAUGUGAUUAGCAUAUGCAUUAGCAAUACGCAUUAGUCAGCUUUUCAUCACUAUUUUGAAAUACCUGAAGCAGGCUAACUUAUGAAGAAAAGCAGGUUAGUAGCUUAGUCACUUUCUAAGGUUUGAAGUUUAAGAUUGGGCAGCCCUAUUGUCUUGCCCUCUGGUUAGGGCCUAAUGGGGGAUGAUGUCACAUCAAGGCAGCAAUGCUUGUAGAGCAAUGGAUCACACCUCAGAUAGGAAGCCAGAGAGUUGGUGGGGCCAGGAUCCAGCUUUUGUAAUGAUUGCUAUGGAGAACUACCAAGUGAUUAACUGAGAAUUCCCUUAAUCUCUUUGGAGGGCACAUCCUGAUUUGACCUAAGCACCUCCAAGUGUGCUCUCCCUCUUCAAGUUUCCAUUACCGCCCAGCCUCCCAAUAUCACCACCCUCAGGACCAGGCCUCCAGGCUGUGGGCAUGUAGGGGACACUCAAACCAUGUCUAGGUCACAGCAAACACCAAACAACCAAACCAAACCAAAACUGCGAUGCUAUCAUCAGAUUGGUUUGUUAUAUCACUACCCACAGGUAUCAAAACUUUGGCUUGAACUCAGAAAUUUGAAAAUUUAAUCUAAAGAUAGGAAGGAUGAUAUCAUUCCUAGAGGAUAAGUGAAAAUCCACCUAAGAUUUGAUAACUAUGUAAGUAAUCACUAAGUACAAACUGACUCCACAAAUAACACACAAAGAAACAAAGAGCAGGACAUACGUGCUGGGUGGUCUCAUUCCGUUUCCUUAGCACAUCCUAAAAACUACUUGGUUUCUUCCUUGAGUACACAGUUUAGUGGUAGAGUGCUUGACUAGUGUGCUCAAGGUCCUGACACCACAAACACUAAUAAACCACGAAAAAAUAAAACAGCCCCCCAAAGAGAAAAGUAUCGGCACUGCUGUGUGACACUAAAGCAAGGCUUUUUCACUAACAAUUCACAGUACUGCCACAUCUGUGGGCUGCUGUGUUAGUAUGUGAUGUUUUUUCUUUAAAUCAAAUUUAAGUCUACUUACUUUUUAAGAUUUCCCUUAUUCUAAGCAAUGAGAAUUGAUAAAAUUGAGUUUGGCCUACUGAUUAUAUUUUAUUCUAGGGCUGAAAAUGUAACUAGUGGCACAGCACCUACCUGGAAAGUGAAAUAAUCUGUCAGAUACAGACCAUGCUUAGUGAUGCUAGAGCACAUACAGACAAAAAAAUAGAUGCACUUAAAAUAAUUAUGGAAGCUCAGUGUAUGAAAGAAGUGGAAUCUGUAAAGCAGAUUCAAGUAGAUAACCAGGAGAAUAAAAAUUUCAUUGAAAGUAUUUGAAGCAGAUUAGGCCAGUGUGAGGAUAGGAUUUCAGGUAUUGAAGACAGGCUUGCAGUUAGUGAUUAGGAAAAGAAAGAUGUCUCAAAAACAGCAAGGGACCAUGAGAAAUCAAUCCAGCAGCUGCUAGAUGAUACGAGGAAGAAUAACUUAAGUUUGAUUGGAGUCAACAAAGAAGCAGGAGAUACAACAAAGGACGUUAAAAAAUGUUCAAGACAUCAUGGCAGAAAACUUUCCUGGCAGAGAAAAAUAAUUUGACAUACAGAUAAGUGAGGCAUACAGACAAGAGGAGGAAAUAGAAAGAAUAAAGAUAUCACUGUUUGCAGAUGACAUGAAGAAGACUCCAAAAACCCCAUCAAGAAGACUACUAGUUUUAAUAAGCAAAUUCAGUAGCAUAGCUGGAUACAAAGUCAACACUCAAAAGUCAAUAGUUUUGGGCUGGGGAUUUAGCUCAGUGGCAUAAAUACCUACCUAGCAGACAUGAGGUCAUGAGUUUGAUCUCUGGUACCAAAAAAAAAAAAGUCAAUAGCCUUUAUGUAUGUGAAUAACAUCCUCAGUGAGAGAGAAAUCUGGGAAACAAUUUUCACGAUAGCAUAAAAACAAAAGAAAGAAAGAAAGACAAGCCGAGGAAUCAAUCUAAUAAAGGAUAUAAUAGACCUCUAAAUUGAAAACUACAGUACUCUGAAAAAGGAGAUUGAAGAGGAUAUUAUAAAAUGGAAAGCUGUCCUGUGCUCUUGGGUAGGAAGAACCAAUAUGGUGAAAACACAAAUACUAGAAAUACUAGCAAACACGAAUACUAGAAAUACAAAUAACAAAUAAAUAUAUUAAAUGUCUGACAUCACUAGUCACAUGAGAGAUGUAAAUUAAAAGGACACUGAGAUUCUACCUCAACCCAGAAAGAAUGGCAAUUAUCAAGAAAUCAACCAAUAAUAAAUGCUGGAGAGGCUGUGGGGAAAAAGGAACCUUUUUCUACUUUUGUGGGGAGUGUAGACUGGUGAAACCACUGUGAAAACCAGUGUAGAGAUUCCUCAAAAAACUAGGAUUGAAGGUCCCAUUUGACCCAACUAUUCUCCUUCCGGGUAUCUUCCCAGAAGAAUUAAAAACACUGCACUACUGUGGUGUACGUGCACCCCUGUUUAUUGAAGCACAAUUUGAAAUAGCUAGAUCUUGUAAAUAACCUAAAUGUCCAUCAACCAAAGAAGGGAUAAAGAAGAUAUGAUAUUUUUAUAUAGUAGAGUACUAUUCAGCCAUAAAGAAGAAUAAACUGGAGAAUUUUAUAGGUAAAUGGAUGCAACUUGAGAACACACUCAUAAGUGGAAUAAAUCAGACAUGCAUUUGUAAACAUAGUACUGUUUCAUUAGUUUGAGAAGUUGAAAGAAAAAAUAUAUGUAUAUGUAUAUAUAGUUAAGAUAAUUAUACUAAAAAUAAAACAUCAAAAACAAAUAAAUGCUUGUAUUCUGGGACACUGUCUACACAAAUAUUUUAGCUUAUAAAAAUCCUUCAAUGUGCUGUUGGUGGCACACCUGCAAUUCCAGGAUUCAGAGAGGUUGAGGCAGGAGGAGUGCAAAUUUCAGCACAGCUUGGGCAACUUAGUGAUUUAGCAAGCCCUGUUGCAAAAUAAAAAGUAAAAAUAAAAUUCCUAGCUCAGUGGCAUAAAUGCCUACCUAGCAAGAAUUCCUAGUACUGAAAAACAAAAUCCUUCAAGUUGUAUAUGAAUGUGUGUAAAGUUUGAUAUAUAUGUUACACUUAAAAAAAAUUAACUGAGUGCUUUUUAUGCUUAGGGAAAUGCUCCCGAGGAAAUGUUUAAAAAAUUGAAAAAGAAGUUGAUUAAACAAAACUUUUAAAAUGUAAUCUGGCUUCCAGAUUUAUCUUCCCAUUGAUGAUCAAAGGUAACAUCUCUUCUGAUGGGUGGAUGGAGGUGUCCACUUCCUGCCCUUUCAGUUUGCAUCCAGUAGGGUGUAUGUCACUUAGCUGGACAGUAGCUUAGCUGGACAGUAUAAAGAACAAUGUUAUUUGCGGAGACUGAUCUAAGAUAAAAUGCCAGAGCCAGAGAUGUGGAGCCAGGAGCCAUCUGUCCACAGCAGAAAACAUGGGACCCAUGAGGGCAGCAGGAAAAAAUGAAGGUGCCUUUGCCAUCCCACUACUUUUGUUAGGACUUAACUCUUUCAGUUUUCUCCAGCUGCAGCAAUUGGCAACUUCAGAUUCCUUGUCCUCCAUUACUGAUUCUGUUGCUCCUCAGUCCCUUCCCACUCUCUUUCAAAUUCCCUUGCUACUGACUAGUUAGUUGCAUCUGCUUAUUAAUCUAUUUCAUUAAUUUGCUCUGACUUUGUUCCCAGAACUAUAUUUGAUAUUUUCCUUCUCUUGCUUAAAACCUCCCACCCUAGUGCCAUGCUCUUGGAGCUUCAAAAUUAUAGCAUUUUUCUUUAUGUGUUUCCUAGCCACAGGUAUUUUGUCAUAGCAACAGGAAACAGACUGAGAUAAAAUAAACAAUCAUCAAUGAUCCUCCUGAUUAAAAUUCCAAUUAUAAGAUCAUCCAUUUAAGUCACUUCCAACAGAUUCUUUUGUGUUAUAGAAUACGAAUUGUGUAGGAAAUUUCAUUCAUCUUUGAGCUUAGCACUAAGGGGUGAAGGGACAGUGACUACAUUUCAUCUGAACUUUCCCCAAAUUUUCAACUGUAAUCUUUCCAAAGCAUUUAAAAGCAAUGGUAAAAUGAGCAUCGUUUUUUAGCAUUUUCUUCUGAAUUAUUAUUGAUUCUGAUAUUGGAAAAGGUGCCCCUCUCUGAGAUCAGGUGGUUUGAUUCAAUCCCAUUCUACCACUACCAUCUGUGGGACCCCAGUAAUGCUGUCUUGGGCCUGUUUCUUAACUAAACUAGACGUGUGUGCGGGUUGUGUGUGUGUCUUUUAAGGCUGAAGGUAUGAUUAUGUAAGUGAUUUGACAAGUUUUUAACACAGUAAGCAGGAAAAAGUAAAGUAUGAUUCUCCAACUUGACUUUCUGAUUAUUCAAUAUGAGUUUUACAGGAAGAAAUAAAAGAAAAUCUGCAGGAUGCCCAAGGUUCACUGUGGAUAAGAAGCAUGUUUUAUGGUGUUUCUCCCACUGUCUUCAUCAUUUAAAGACCACAAUGAUACUUUGUGUGGCUCAUUAAAAAACUGAGAGUAAACACUGCUGCUUUAGUGCUAAUAAAACACUUAACUUCUCUUUCUUCCCUGCUUUUAAUCUCUUGGUCUGUAUUUGGUGGCUAGUCACUUAUAAUAUUAAUGUACUUUAGGGCCUCAUUUCCAGAACCAAUUUGCAAAGUACCAAGAGAUACCAGAUUGUUUUUAAGGGAGUGUCUUUGUUUCUUUCUGAACCUAUUUCUUCAGAAACACUUUUGAACCACACUUGUAAUUAUGUAUGUGUGCUUUCCUUGCAGGGAUAAUGUGCAGAUUACAUAAUCUAAGUGUAUACAGGGUUUAGUUGCAAGGCCAGCUAAAUACCUAAGUUAAAUCAAGAGCCUCAGAGGAACACAUCCUGAAGACAUAAAAGGUGGUACUUUCUUCCAUCCCCAACUUUUCAAAGGGGUGUUUUUCACAAUUUCCAAAUUGUUUAGAAUCUAGGUUGAGCUUCCCUGUAGAAAGAACAUUGUGUUGAUGCCUAGGGCUGCAAAGAUGUGAAGACCAGGGAACAUGUUGUUCAGGAUGGAAGAGAAGAGCAAGGGAAUUUCCUUCCAAUUUCUUGAAUGUAUAGAUGACCCCAAGUACAUUUUAUUUCUGUAAUUUCUUUUUCUACUUAUAUAGCUCUAUAAAUGUACGCACUUUAGAUCCUGAUCCAAAUGAACCAGCUGUAAAUGGAAAUUUAUAGGGAAAUUGGAACCCUAGCUAGAUAUUAGAACAUUCUUGUAAAAUUUUUCAAGUAUAACGAUCAUUUUGUGAUUAUUUUGUUAAACAAAGGGUCACAUUUCAGAGAUACAUACAGAUAAAAUGCUGUAUCUUAGAUUUGCUUCAAAAUAACCUGAACAGGAAGAAAUGGGAAUCUGUGUGGAUGAAACGGAUUGCCACUUGCUGAUAACCGUUACAGCUGAGGGAGAAUGGGACAGCAAAUCAUGGCCACUUAGGGGCUGGGGAGGGGUUGUUACCAAUCUGUCCUGACUUUAUCUUGAGAAGUAUGUCUGAGAGCAAGAGGAACUGAGCAUGUCUUGGAGGUGGAAAUGGAGUAGAAAGCUGAAAGCAGAAAAGCAGAAGGAGAGGACUGAAAGUGAGAAGGGAAAAAGCAGCUAUGUCAUGGUUCUGGAAUACAACUGCUCCUUUUUGUCCAUUAAGGAUUGGUUGAUUGGUUUUGGGAUCUCUAUUGGGCAUCCAAAUCUGCACAUGUUCAUAUCUCGUAUAGAAAAUAGCAUAUAUAUAUUUUAUCAGUACCAGGGAUUGAACUCACAACUGCCUGCUUGCAAGGCAGGUGCUUAUGCCGCUGAGCUAAAUCCCCAGAGAAAAUAGUAUAUCUUUAUAUAAUACACAUAUAUUUUGCAUCGCCCUGUAUAUUUUUAAAGCCAUUUUAGGCUGGUUGUGGUAGCAUACGCCUAUCAGCCCAGCACUAGGGAAGCUAAGGAAGGGGAUAACCACGACUUUGAGGCCAGCCUGGGCUACAGAGUGAGUACAACAGAAUUUCAUGUAGAAACUGUGUCAAAAAAAAAAAGUGACUGGGCUAGGGAUGUAGCUCAGUGGUAGAGUAUAUGUGUAGCACACACAAGGCUCUGGGUUCAAGUCCCAUUACCAUCAAAAAACAAAGCAAAAUAACUCACUCGAGGCCAAGGAUUUAGCUCAAUGGCAUAAGCGCCUGCCUGGCAAGCAGGCAGUUGUGAGUUCGAUCCUUGGUACCGAUAAAAAGGAAAAAGACAAAAAAACAAAAACAAAAAAAACCCACCAAAACCAAACCAAGCCCACCCCCCCCUAAAAAACCACUCACUCUAAAUAUACUAAGCACCUAAUAUAAUGCAAAUGCUAUGUAAAUAGCUGUUACACUGUAUAGUGUGGGAAUGACAAGAAAAAAAGUCCAUGCAUAUUCAGUACAGACUAAUUUUUUUCAAAUAUUUUUGAGCCAUAGUUGGUGGAAACUAUAGCUGCAGGAUCUGAGACAGAAAGUACUAUACAACUACAUGGACCAUGAAGUUGGGGAACAGAAGAGAAAUAAGUGGUAAAAAGAAGAGAGAUGCUGUUUCGGAAUUUAUUCCCCUCCAUUCUGAGAUCAAGCUUGACCACGUGACUUCCUUGGGCCAAGGAAGUAGGAACAGAAGCAAAAGGUUAGUCCCCCGUCUCUGACAGCUCAGCUUCUGGAGACCACAGCCUCGGUGUAGCGCCACAGUCAGUCUGUGAUGGACCUGCAGUAGGUAACAGACCUUUGUUUUUGGUAUCCUGGACAUCUGGAGCCAUCUGCUACAGUAGCACACUUGGCCUAUCUCAGCUAGGUGGUUUUCCUGUUUACCAAUAAGAAGUUCCCUGGUAUUCUGCAGUAUUUGUCCUCAACAGUCAGCACUGCAAUUUAAUCUUCCCACACCCCCACUCUUUACCACCAAUGAAUAUUCUAAUAGGUAAAUGAAUAUCUUGAGGGCUAGAAAUACAAAAAAUUGUUUAAAAGUAUGUAAAUUUAAAAACGUUUAUCAAUAAUUUGCUCUUGUUCAGUGGUUAUAAAAAAGACAAACUUUGAUGAGUUCUUGACUAUGAAAAACAAGCUCUUCUUUCCCAACUAAAGUGGUUGAAAGGAUGAUGUGCUCAGAUUUCCUAUGAUAUCCAGGGGUGAUGGGUGGCUCCAAAACCUCCAAAACCUCAGUUUAUAUCCAGGGAACUUCUACUCAUAUGUUCAAGUUAUAAAUUCCUGGAAUGUUUUCUUUCCUUCCACACCCCUGCGGUUUGGUGACUCUGCCUAGGUGCUAAUCUUUCACCAGAUCCCCAGUGUAGACCACCUGCUGCCACUGCUUGUGCAGACCCACUAAAGGAGCAGCAGUGUUUGCUGUGUGUUAGGGGUGAAAAUGUGCUUCUGAGCAGGAUACCUGGUGACUGGUCUUUUGGACUGACAGUCUCAUCUUUGCAGGACCCAAGCUGCAGAUGAUAAAUAGGGGGAUGGCAGCCUGGAUUCCUCCACGUGCAGUGAUGAUGGGUGUCCUUGGCAUGAUGCCCAACUUUUAUGGUUGCAUUCUUCCAUGCUUGCUAUAAGCAUUCCAAGGUGCAGCUUUUCUCCAGUGUGGUCUCUUGUAUUCACUGUUAAAAGAACCUUAGUUUCAGACCCACCAGUCCUUCCCCUUGUUUUAACCUGGAUGAUUUCCUUGUUCUUGAAAAAAAAAGUCUGAAUCUUGUAAGGUUUGGUGCAGGACGAGGGCAGGUAGAUAUAGGAACUUUACUGGGGGCACUGGUCACAGCACCCUGGCAGUGUUUACUGAUAAUCCUGGAGCCCUUCCUGACUAAACUUAAGUAUGCAACAAAUGACUGGAACAAGAGCUACUGCAUGACUCAAUGUGACCGUCUGCACAGUAUUUUAUAAAGACUAUUAUGUAUGUUUAAAGAGAUUUGUGUACUUGAGAAGAAACUGCUUAGCAGGACAAGGAAUUGGUGGCAUUUUUUUUCCCACAGUGUUGAGAUUCAAUCUGCGGUCUUGUGCAUGCUGGGCAAAUGGUCUACUGAGCUAUACCCAGCCCCCAAUAGCUAUUAUUUAAGUAUCACUAUGUUUGUGAGCACUCUGCAUAUUACAUUUAAACUUCACAACCACCUUAUAAAAUAGGUACUAAAAUUACUUUAUUCUCAUUUUAUAGGUGUGAAAAUGGGACAGAGAUUAAAUAGCUUGGCUAAACUCAGUAUGUUAACCAGUUUUCCAUUCCUGUAUGUAAUAAAAUACCUAAGACAAUUGCCUUAAAAGGAGAAAAUGUUUAUUUUGGCUCAUGGUUUCAGACUAGGGUCACUUGUCCCUGUCAGUUUGGGCCUGUGCACAGGGAAACAUGUGGGAGGAAGACCUGUUUAACUCAUGGUGGCUGGAGAGCAAAGAGGGGCAAGGAGCUGGUGUUCCAACAUCCCACCAAGGACAUACCCCUCAGUGACCUUCCUCCCACUAACCCCGGCAUCUUCCACCAGCUCCAUGGGUGAGGGACCAAGUCUUUAACUCAUGGACCUUUGGGGAAACAUUACAUUCAAAUGGUAACAGUCACAUGCCUAUAACAGGAAAAGCUAAAAGUCCAGGUGGUCUGAUUCUAGAGCCCACACUGUAACCACUAUGCUAUGAUGAUGCUACUGUAUCAACCUUCAAAGAAUUCAUAAAAUAGGUUAGUGUCACACGUAUCAAUGGGAUUUUUUGAUGGAAGAUCUGAAACCAGGCAAACCAUGGCAUUUCUAAUGGGUGGGAUUGACAUGUGGUCAGUAAUCCAUUUUUUUUUUUUUAACCUUCACUAUUACUUCUUCACAUGUAUCCCCCUGAAAAAGAAAUCUGAAAGUCAUUCUUGAAUCAUUUUUUCACUAAAAUUGUUAUAGCCUAGUUCUAACCAUUGGGUCUCAUUCCUGUUCUGUAUGCGCUGCUCGGCCCCCUCCCUCCCUUCCUAUCUUUCUAGGUUAAGUUUCUAUUUCCUGAGAAAGCUGUAAAAGCCUUAGGUUUCAGUUUCCUGCAACCCCCUCCCGUACCCCUCAUCUGGCUAUCUGUGAUAAAAUGUGCUGUUCUUUAAGAAAUGUUCUCCUCUGUAAAAAUUGUAAAAUCUUACCCAAUUGAUAUGUUUUACAAGAUAAAGCCCUGACUUUUAGUUGUCAGGCACACAGUCUCCAGAUUGGCUCCCGGGGAUUGUGUUGCCAGGCCUGGCCUAAAAUAAAGCCUUUUUGCUCCCCAAAUUUUAAUUUCUUGCUUCCUUGGGUUUUAUUCCAGGGUCUGAGUUAUCACAUUUGGGGGCUCAUCUGGGAUAGGAGCAAGACCCCAGACUCAUUUCUGAACAUUUGAAAGUAAGUACUCUGGAGGGUUUGUUUGGCCGCGGUUAAGUUUGUGCCUUGGAGGGGACGCCCUCAAUUUGGGAGCGUGGAACUCCUGAGGCCAGAGCCAGUUGGUUUUUGGGACGGACUCCAUCCAUUUGUGACUCUGCCCUGGGUAGCGAACCGUUCAGUUGGUUAGUUUGUUAAAUUCCUCCAGAAAUCCAAAAAUUGGUUGAUUUUUGAGCAAAGGCCAUUUUUGCUGCAGCAUGUCUUGUCUUGUAUGUCUGUCUUUGUGUCCAUUUGUUCUAAUUGUUCUCCUUUUGGUUACCCCCAAUCUAACAGAACAUUCUCUCCUAGGAACCCCUUUUACGAGCCCAAAACGGACAAAGGGAUUUAGAUAUUUAUGUUCAGUGUUUUUGUACUUUAGAAUUGUCUGCCUGUUUGAAUUUGUUACUAACUUAGGGGCUUGUUGCCCAUUUCUGUUGCAGGAUCCAUAUGGCUUAUUAGACUCAAGGUUCAUAAUAAAAAAAUUAUUUCCUUUAGCUCACCAAACUGUGCAUGAAACAACCUUUGUUUGUGUCUUUUAUGUUGUGGUGCCUUGUUUAAUGUUUUAGUCCUCAAUUGAUUACUUGCAACCUCCGCAUGCCUUUUUAAAAAGAGAAUUUUUCUUUCUGGUUAAAAUGUAAACAUUAUGUGCACAUAUAUAUAUGUAUAUUUAUGGUUUUUAAGAAUCAUAUCAACUUUACCAAGUAAAAACCAGGUCAUACUGUAAUUGAGCCAGUUAAAAGGUUAUGGUUUUUUUUUUAAAUAUAGCAUUUUAAUGUGGUAAAAAGACAUAAAAUAAUUAAAUAUGCUUUAGACUACUAAAAGGUCACUUCAAGGAUUUUGUUAAAGGUUUUAAUGUUGUCUAAAAAGUAAGAGAAAAAAGGUAAUUGACUAAUAAUAAGUUAAAAAAAAAAGAAAGAAAGAAAAGGCCAAUCUAGAUUUAAAAGAAAUAACUAUUGUGCCUAAUGUGAUUAUAGAGAUUAUAGGUGAUUAUAGAGAUAAGAUACAAGUUCUUGCAUGUGCUGUGAACACCUGGGAGAUUAUGCGGCACAAUUUUGUUACCUAUGAAAAAGCCCUUUUUGUUAAGUAUGUAAUUUCAGUAAAAUGAUGGCCUGCCACGUGGCACCCAAAACAAAAAGCGGUGUACCAUCCAGAUGAAACCUGCUGAUUUGGAAUGCUAGAACCAUGUUUUCCUUUUGUCCCACCCCGAUUGAACAUCCAGAGCUAAGGAGGUUUCCCAGUAUCACCAGUUGUUCUCUUUGCAACUCAGUCGGCCCCACAUGUUAGACAAAACUUCCAAAGGUUUGAGAGAUUUAAGAAAAUGCCCCUCAGCCAGUUAAUAGAGACAGCACAAAAGGUCUUUGAAAACAGGGAGAAUUUACAAGAAGCUACCAACAAGAAGAUAACCAAGGUGUUAAAAUUGCUCUAUGAGAGAGAAACUAAAAAAAAAAAAAAAAAAAAAAAAAGUACGGGAGUUUCUGGAGGCAGUUGGAUACUGUAGGCUAUGGAUUCUAAAUUUUACUGAAACAGCUCGCUCCCUUUAUGACUCCCUUAAGGGAGAAACUCACUAAACUGGACUGAUGAAUGUGAACGGGCCUUUCAGCAGCUCAAGUGGGCCUUGACAGAGGCCCCAGCCCUGGGACUCCCUGAGGUUACCAAGCCAUUCACCUUGUUCAUAGAUAAACUCAAGAGCAUUGCCAAAGGAGUUCUAACCCAGGACAUUGGCUCUUGGAAGAGGCCUAUAGCCUACCUCUCCAAAAGACUUGAUCCAAUGACAGGAGGAUGACCCCCCCCUGCCUGAAAAUCCUAGCUGCUGUGGCAAUGUUACUUAAAGAGGCUAAAAAACUUACUUAUGGACAGAAGAUUUCUGUGGUGAUCUCCCACAGUUUAGAGACUCUUAUCAAAACCCCUCCCAAAAAAUGGCUUUCGAAUGCUAGAAUUUCACACUAUCAGGCCCUGCUCCUAGACCCAGAGUCGGUAGUUUUCAAGACUUCUUCAGCUUUAAACUCAGCCACCCUUAUGCCUGACGACGACCGAGAGGAACAAAGGACACCUCUCCAUGAAUGUGCUGACAUCCUUGAACUGCAGCAGAACCUACGGGCUGAUCUUACCGACCAGCCUUUGGGAAAUGCCGACAACUAUUUCACCGAUGGAAGCAGCUUCAUUCAGAAUGGCAAACGAGUGGUCGGGGCAGCAGUGACACCGAAAAGGAAGUACUCUGGGUUAAAUGGUUAGAGCCUGGCACCUUUGCCCAAAAGGUGGAGCUCAUUGCUUUGAGGUGCUAAAACUAGCCACAGGAAAGAGAGUAAACAUCUAUACUGACCAUAGGUAGGCUUUUGCUACUGUACAUGUACAUGGAGCCAUCUAUCAGGAGCGAGGUCUCUUAACCUCAGCCGAGACUAAGAUAAAAAAAUGCUCCAUGGAUCCUAAACUUGCUGGCAGCAGUCUGGCUGCCUUAGCGGGUUGCUGUUAUUCACCCUAGGAAACAAUUUGGCAGAUCAGGCCGCUCGAAAAAUAGCCACUACAUCAGAGGGGCCAACUGAGGAGGUAACUGCUCUGAUGUUGGUUCCUCCCACUUUAUCAGAACUGGUCUACAUAGAAAAGGACCUGCAGUUAGCGUCUCAACUUGGAGCGAAGUCCCCCAUCCCAGAGGGCUGGUACCAGUUACCUGAUAAACGAGUACUGUUACUGGAGGCACUAGGACGGGAGCUGUUACACCGGGCUCACCAAACUACCCAUUUAGGGGGAACUAAACUUGCAGAAUUGUUCAGAACUCGGUUUUUUAUUCCAAAACUCUCCAAACUGACCGCCUCUUUGAGCUCUAGAUGCUCACAGGGCUUGUUAGUCAACUCAGCCAAGAGCUCUACACUGGAGACCACCCAACAUCGAGGAAUUGUUCCAGGAGAACAUUGGGAAGUAGACUUCAGGACAUGGUAAAGCCUGGUUUACAGGGGCACCGCUAUCUCUUGGUAUUAGUAGACACCUUCACUGUCUGGGUAGAGGCUUUCCCUACUAAGUCCGAGUCAGCCUUAGUGGUAUUAAAAAGCUAUUAGAUGAGAUCAUACCUCGAUUUGGCCUCCCACUAUCAAUGGGGUCUGAUAAUGGCCCCACUUUCAUAGCUCAAGUCACCCAAAAGUUAGCCCAGGCAUUAAAGAUUAAUUAGAAACUCCACUGUACCUAUUGGCCACAAAGCUCAGGGCAAGUAGAACGUAUGAACUGAACUCUCAAGGACACUUUAGCUAAGCUGUCUUUAGAAACUGGCGAUAAUUAGGUGAGCCUGCUUCCCUUUGCGUUGCUAAGAACUAGAUGUACUCCAUAUGUUUCUUGAAUUUCCCCCUUUGAAGCUAUGUUCGGAAGGCCCCCUUUGAAGCUAUGUUCCACUGGUCCCGAGACUGUCAGAGGACAAAUUAGUUGAAAUAACUAACCAGUAUCUCAUUAAGCCCCCACAGACACUCCAGCCUCGAUCCACCAGCUGUUUAGACAAAAACACCUGGAUCUGCCUUCAGAGAUGCCCCUCAAGGCACCGAUGGAGCCGGGGACUCCAGUCUUGGUGCAACGCCACCACCGCGACUCCCUCGAACCCCGCUGGGAAGGACCUUUCACCGUGGUACUCAGUACUCCCACCGCCGUCAAGGUAGCAGGAAAGACUGCGUGGAUUCACCAUACCCAUGUCAAGCCACUGGAAGCAACAGACAGUGAGGAGUGUUCUCAAUGGACUAUACAGCGGACUGGUAACCCAUUAAAGUUAAAAUUUGUUAAGAACUCUUAGUUAUACAAAUCAUGUCUAUAUUGUGGUGUAUAGUCUGGUACUCAAUUGUGACUGUAACCCCUGGGAAUGGAGACUGAGUUAUUUCAGACUAAAAGACUAAAGAGGAGUUAGGCAGGUCUAAGGGUGACACAAACCAAAUCACUAUUGACCUGUGUACACUCUUUAAUGGUAAUUUGAUUGAAAGAGUUGGUUACACAGUCAAGGGCAACUAUUGUUAUGGCCUUGCACCUCAGAUUCUCAACAAUGAUUCUGAAAAAGACAUUGAUAACACAGCUUUAUAUGUAUGUCCCCAAAACCAACCAGACCCUAGUUAUAACAUUUAUUGUGCCUCAGAUCCAGACCAACAAUACUGUUAUGCAUGGCCAUGUGUUACUGGAGGCCUAAAUGGAUAUUACAACUCUGAAAAAUACCUUGCUAUCAAGUAUAUAGGAAACAAAAAUUGUAAAACUGAGCAUAUCUUCCUAAAUCCAACAGACCCUUGGUGGCAAGGACAGGGGCUUACUUAUACUACUAAGAUCUAUAAAACUGGGUAUGACCCUGGAGUUAAUAUCCUGUAUAAACCACCUAGAAAAGCUCACGCAGUUCAAUAUAAAAGGGAGCGUCAUCCAGUGGUGGCCCCUAGCCCAAUAAGAGUACCUAAGUCUAUCCAAGUCCAUUCCGGAGGCAUACUCCAACGCCCCCAGUAGCUAAAGCCCUCUGUAAUGGCAUUCUAUACCAUACAAGCCAACCCAGUGUUAAAAUGUGCAUGUGGAAAAAGAAAGGGGACCUCAAAUAUUGGAUGAAAAUUGAGUUACCUAGCUCAGAUCAAACCCCAAUCCAACCUGCAGCCACUAAGAGGCCACAAGAAACUGGGCCGGAAGAGCCUAGAUGAACUCUUACACCCUUGUUGCUAACUGUUGCCGAGCCCGAAGCUCCUACACCUCCCUCAAUGACAGAGAUGUUCCAGCCCUUAGAAGUAGUUGCCGAGCUGAUUAAUGGCUCCAUUGACAGUGGCCUAACAAUCCUGUGUUGGCUAUGUUUGCCCCCUGAGCCUCCCUUUUACGAGGGAUACAUCACGGUCACCAGUGAACUCACCUCUAGUGCAGCCAGAUGUAAUAUAUUUCUCCCUCAGUCUUUGUGGAAAAGCACCAGCACAGAGGGUUUAAAUGGGACCUGCACAUAUCACUCCAGCCACACGGCUCCUGAAUAUUGUGAUCUCUCCCAUUCCUAUCACGUUACAGGGUCUGGUAAUAAUACCUCCAUAGUGGCCCCAGCCAGCCAUUAGUGGGCUUGUACUUCGGGAUGGUACCCCUGUAUUGCUUCAAAAAAGUUUGUUGUUAACCAGGAUGAGGUUUGUGUACUAAUCCAAAUCCUGCCUAGAAUUUACUGGCACCCAGAAGAAAAAGGAAAUAGGGCCCUUAUCUCUACCAGCCAAUGAGCAAACAAGAAGUCCCACUCUUCCUACUAUGGCUGGAAUCAGUAUAUUCUCGGCCCUUGGGCUGGGGACUGCCUCUCUGGGAGUUAGUACACACCAAUACAACAUAUUAUCCCAACAGGUAGAUGAAGGGAUGAAACAAAUUCACAGUGCUAUUGAAGCCUUAGAAAGCUCAAUUGACUCAUUAGCCGAAGUAGCCCUCCAGAACUGCAGAGGGCUAGAGCUCCUAUUAGUUGAGAAAGGAGGACUAUGUUAGGCAUUAGGGGAACAAUGCUGCCUGUAUGCUAAUAAGUCUGGGAUAGUAAAACAAAAUUUAGCUGAGCUCCAGAAAAGCCUCCAAGAAAGAGAAAAACUAAGACAAGGAACUCCAAGCUGGAUGGAGCAAAUGUUUUCCUUCCCACCAUGGAUGACUAGUUUAGUAGCGACCAUAGCUGGUCCUCUUGUUAUGAUACUGAUAUUAGUUACUCUAGGCCCUUGUAUAAUCAAUCAACUGACUGCGUAUAUCAGACAACAGAUGCAGAACAUAAAAUUAAUGAUGGUUAGACAACAAACAUAGGAGCUCGUCCCCAGAAGUGCUUAACAAGGCCAAAGAUUUGGCCUCAAUCACAACAUCAGAGGGGAAUGUUAUAGCCUAGUUCUAACCACUGCGCCUCAUUCCUGUUCUGUAUGCGCCGCUCGGCCCCCUCCCUCCCUUCCUAUCUUUCUAGGUUAAGUUUCUAUUUCCUGAGAAAGCUGUAAAAGCCUUGGGUUUCAGUUUCCUGCAACCCCCUCCCCUACCCCUCAUCCGGCUAUCUGUAAUAAAAUGUGCUGUUCUUUAAGAAAUGCUCUCCUCUGUAAAAAUUGUAAAAUCUUACCUAAUUGAUGUUAACUAUUGUUGCCCUCUACAAAUAACAGAUGUGGUGCUAAAAUAAGCUAUCAGGGUUUGUUAAUUACUGCUAGACUUCUCUAUUCUCUGCUGAGGGAAAGAAGAUGUUUACCCAAUCUAAACUCGCUUGUAUGCAGGGAGACUUGCUUGUUAGCCCAACCCUUAUCUGAACUUUGCUCUUCCCAAUGUAAUCACCGUGUUCCUGUUCUAUAGUGCGCCACAACCCCCCCUCCUUGCAUUGUGAGACCAGCUGCUGUUUGCAGUUUUACAAGAUAAAAGCCCUGACCUUUAGUUGUCAGGCGCGCAGUCUCCAAAUUGGCUCCCAGGGAUUGCAUCGCCAGGCCUGGCCUAAAAUAAAGCCUUUGCUCCCCAAAUUUUAA